AGCCAUCUGUCCCGCCUCGUCAUUUCGCUGCGAAAGCCAAACUUGCCUCAAAAGACGACGAACAAGAACAUGUUCUGGCUGAGUCGUUGAAAAGGCGACAGUGCUGCCUAAGUUAUGCACCUCUUCUUCCGCCCAGCCACAAUCGACGCAUCGCUUGACAGUAGCCUCGUGGCGGUACUGUCGGGCGUCGAUGCCACGUAUUCAGGUGGUAAGGCUGUAUGCACGCCUCGGGCAACAUGCAGUUAUCAUUAGGACCAUCGUCACUCCUUGAGAAUGACAUGUCAGCCAAAAGGCCAGGGCGGAUUGCAAACCACCGUCUUCACCAUCAAUCCGGUCGAGAUCCACUAGAAUACUCGUGUUCCGGAAUCGCAACAAGACCCCCUGUGUGCAACCACGGUCAGGUGCUCCGCUGUCUUGUUCAGCUGCCCCAGAUUUAUCGUUUUAGCAUAGUGCUGUACUAUCACGCUACGGGUAAAAUGCACCAUGAACUAAGCCAAGUCUUAAUCAGUGACAUGAUGAAACACAGCUAAGUUGUGUAAAUCGAGAAAAAAAAAGUUGAGCUAAGCAGACCAGCUCUCAGAACGCACGCUCCAUGCAGAAGGCCCCCUCUACAUCCCGCCAAAAAAGACCACCUUGUCUCGUUCUAAAAGGCUUUUUGGCACCCUCCAAUUAUCAUCUUCGACCCCGGACAAAACUUGUGACCGUCGUUGAGAUAAGCCUUUUUUUUUCUUCGUGUUACGGGUGCGAAGAUGACUAUCAAAUCACAUCAAGUCCAAAGGGUUUGUCGAAUCCAAAACGCCGUCCCUCGUGUCGACCUUCCUGUGCAGUGUGCCCAGGAGAGACGGUGAGGUAGGUAUAUCCUUCGAUCUCGGGCUCUUCAGACACAGUCGAGGAAAUGCAAAAACAACGUCAGCCUUACGUAUCGUCAAUCAAGGAGAGAACGCGCACGUCGAAGGGCUCGUUCGGCCUACCGCACAGGGUCGGAUUCCCAAGAUGAAAGACAAAAAAAAAAUAUAAAACUUAAACAAAGCCAAAAAUGCCGAGAUGAGGAUGACAGGAAAGUGCUCGUUGCAAAAGUUAAAAAAAAAUGGGGGAAAGGGUGUGGGGAGGGUUUAAAGCUUUAUCCAUUAGCCAGAGGUAUCUGUAUGUACAAUUAAUGCACGACUAUAAGGUAGAGUCACACAAUCGUUUCUAAAACGCGUCCUUCGGCCUCACCCG
Messenger RNA from Verruconis gallopava, 1218 nucleotides. RefSeq lists its product as uncharacterized. The record is from RefSeq and is a predicted model, not a curated record. NCBI's taxonomy places the organism in Eukaryota, Fungi, Ascomycota, Dothideomycetes, Venturiales, Sympoventuriaceae. The transcript has a single exon. Bases 219 to 530 code for a protein of 103 amino acids.